Molecule: messenger RNA, 3872 nt
Organism: Lytechinus variegatus (green sea urchin)
Lineage: Eukaryota; Metazoa; Echinodermata; Echinoidea; Temnopleuroida; Toxopneustidae
Product: ankyrin-3-like
Exons: 5
Coding region: 1-2451 (816 amino acids)
Biological process (GO): signal transduction
Molecular function (GO): protein binding
Source: RefSeq, a predicted model, not a curated record
AUGGAUCUGGAAAAAGCCAUAGAGGCGGGGAAAGGCUACCAUUAUUUCAUUGAUGAAUUGCAAGAUAUAGAUGAACUAAACGAAGAUGGAUUGUCACCUCUUCAUCUAGCUGCCCAAAGCAAUCAAUUACCUGUCGUUGAGUAUCUUCUGGCCAAGGGAGCCGACGUCAACAUCAAAGCAGGAAACAACAGAAACGGAAAUAUCACUCCACUACACCUAGCAUCUGAGCAUGGAUUUAUUACCAUAGUAGAAGCCCUUGUUAAUUCACGUCAAGCUGCAGUAGACCUGGUCGACAGGGCCAAUGAAACAGCGCUGAGAAAAGCCUCGACGAAAGGACAUGCCGAGAUUGCGACACUCCUUAUCUCAAAAGGUGCCGACGUUCACAAAACCUGCUGUUGCGGCUGGACGCCAUUGCAUGCAGCGUGUAAAUUUGGUCAUUUUGACACUGCAGAAGUUCUCGUUACCAAUGGGUCAGAUUUGAAUUGCAAAUCGAAGGAUGAAGCUACACCUAUCCUCAUCGCUGCAACGUAUGGCCAUACUGAAAUAGUUAAAUUUCUUGAGUCAAAGGGGGCCGAUUUUAAAAUUUGGAACCACGAGGGGUGGACACCUUUGCACCACGCGGCCAAGGCAAGUCAUUUGGACAUAGUGCAAUACCUCAUCGAAAAGGGCGAUGACGUAAAUAAAACCACUCAUCACGGCCAAACGCCAUUACAUGCCGCAGCGAAUGGGGUCUACGGAUGCAAGAUAGUGGAAUAUUUGGUAAGUCGCGGCGCAGAACUUGACAAACUCGACAAGAGAGGAUUCACACCACUCCAUCAAGCCGCAUGGGAAGGCCAGUUUGACACCGUCCAGUAUCUUAUAUCUAAAGGAGCAGACGUAAACAGAAGGGAAAAUGAAGUAGGGAGAUCCCCUCUCCGCUUUGCUACCUGUAAUAGCAGUUUAGAUAUUGUAAAACAUCUAGUGAGUAAUGGUGCAAAUAUCGAAGAACAAGACAAGCUCGGAUGUACUCCGCUUCAUCAUGCCGCUCAUCACGGGAAUCUUGAGUUCAUUCAGUUUCUGAUUGCACAAGGAGCUGAUCGAAACAAAUGUGACAAUAAUGGCGACUCUCCUAUCAUUGCAGCUGUAGCUGCGGGCCACUUGGACACUAUAAGAUACCUAAUCCGUAGCGGGGCAAGAGUGGACCAUAGCAAUAAGAAUGAUGAGACUGCCUUGCACCGUGCUGUAUCAAAGGGACGCGUGGACAUCGUUCGUUUUCUGCUCUCUACCGGUAUGCAGAUUGACAAAAAACAACAUGAGGGUUUGACUGCUCUUCACUCUGCAGUAUAUCAAGGCAAUGUUCAGAUUGUCAAAGUGCUGGUGAACGAGGGAGCGAACACUGAGACAGUAAACAAAUCUGGAUGGGCGCCAUUGCAUCAUGCAUCGCAACAGGGGCAUCUUGUUAUCGUGAAAUAUCUUGUUGAUGAAAUCGGGACAGACGUUGACACACUGAAUAAAGAUGAUCUGACAGCACUACACAUCGCAAGUUAUAGCGGUCGUGUAGAUAUUGUAAGAUUUUUAACAACCCAAAGUGCGGAUGUGAACAGCUGCACAAGAGAUGGUUGUACUCCUCUUCAUUACGUAGCCGAAACGGGACAUCUAGCCAUUAUGAGAUACCUCGUAGGUAAGGGAAGUGACCUUGAGAGGAACUGCGACAAAGGAUGGACCCCGCUCCACUACGCCGCAUGGAAGGGUCGCCUGAACAUCGUAAAUUUUAUUCUCAGUCAACCGGAGCAUAGGAUUGAAUUAUUAAACUGGCCAGGAAAGGAUGGCUCCACAUCACUUCAUCUUGCUGCUGGGUCUGGUCACUUAUCGACGGUAGAAACUCUGAUAAACCACGGAGCUGACUUGAAAAACCAACUGAACAACGGUCAGACAAGCCUUCAUCUAGCUGCUCAGCACCUGGAUAGUCACAAGAAAUCCAACUCAAAAGAAAACACGCAAGGAAAUAAUUCCAAAGCUAAGAAAGUACUUGAGCUCCUGCUGAUGAAGGGAUCUGAUGUAAACGUGAAAGAUGAGCAUGGAAAGGCUGCAAAGGACUACGUCAAAGACCAGGCCACAAGACAGUUGAUCUGCAGCUAUGGUGCUGACACUAAGAGUGAACACACCAUUCCGAAAAAGAGAAUAUCAUAUAAGGACCAGCAUAGCUUUGAGAAGAUGCUGACGAAGUUAGCCGACCAUAUCUCCGAUGGGAGCAUACGGCUCCUUGGUGAGGCCUUGGGGUUUCAUGAGGUACAGAUUGAACGAUUCAAGGAGACUAACCGGAAAGGCGCCAGCGUAACGGCAGAAGGGACACGACAAAUGCUUCAAGAGUGGUUCUUCAAGUCGUCUAAAGACGAUAGAGUACUGAAGUUGGAAAAAGCAUUGGUAAAUGCUAAUCUGCAUCAGCUUGUAGAAACGCAUCUACGCGAGUGAUCUUUUCUGAAAAAUGUUUGGUUUACAACCUAAUAGGGAUUGAGGGCACUAUUGUUGGUGGGUUGUUUCAGUUUAAAGCGCUUUAUUGCAGAAUAAAAAAAACCCAGUGAACAUGAACGCGUUGAAUAGGCACAAUAUUUUUCCCCUGAUCCCCCUAAAAUGAUUAUAGAAUUAAUGCAUACCACAAAAAUUAGACCCAUAAUCAUCGAUGAUCUAUCAUAGCUUAAUCAUAAGAAGAAUUGACAAUAACAUCCAAGAAACACAACGACGUCACACCAAUCCUCAAAGAACUCCGCUGGCUACCCAUCGAAUCACGAAUUCGCUUCAAAGGCCUUCUAAAUAACAUUUAACGAUGUCCACGGUCUUGCCCCUCAAUAUAUUUCUGAACUCAUUUCUCCAUACACUAAGAUCAUCAACCCGGCAAUUUCUUUAAGGACUGUACCUGUAUAGACAAAGACGCAUGGCAAAAGAUCCUUCACUUACUAACAGUGCCCUUUGGAAUUCUUUCCCAGUACUCUCCGAUCGCAAAAUAAUUUUGGCUUUUCCAAUCCCAACUUGAAAGAUAUAUUGUUUCAAAGAAGUGUUUAUUUAGAUAAUUCCUUAUCCUUUAGCCAUAUGUAGUUGGUUAAUAUUGAUGCUGUUUAUGUGUAAUAUUACUAUUCUAAUCCAUAUAAUGAAUAAUUUUAUUUCUGUAAAGUGCAUUGUGUGUCCUAACAGGUCUGAAAUGCUCUUUAUGUGAACACUGUCUAAUAUUGUCAUUAUCAUUAUUAUUAUUAUUACAAUUAUUAUUAUUAUCAUCAUCAUUAUCAUUGUAAAGCUUAGAAUCCAAUUUUUUAACCUGAUGUAACUCAACUCGUUCAUCAUUCACGCAUGAUUGAGUAAAACGGUUUGAAGAAAAUAGACCAAAAGUAUUAAACUUGGAGGGCAGUCUGAACUUCAAAAAGAAAAUCAAUUUUAGCUCUUUAAUUUUGAAACCUUAAUCUCUAGGUUAUACGCAGUUAACAUGACGUCCAUAAAUGGAUAUAACCCUGAAUUACUUAAUGAACUCUACAGGAGUUGUUAAAAAAUUUAAAUAGCCGUAAUCAAUUUAUUAAAAGAUUAAAUAUAAAAAAAACUUUGUUGUUUAAGAUGUUAAUCAUUUAUUUAAACUGUUAAGUUCAUAUAUAGGUCUGGUACAAAAAAGUUUACAAUUUCAAACAGCGUUUGUACCGUGUAGAAUGGUCAAGGAAUAUCAAAGUUCUGCUUUUUUGAGAGAAAAAAUGCUUGCAUUUCAAUAAUUUCAUUAAACAAUUUUCAUGGAUUUACCAUGCACCGUUACUAGAUAUCGCACGUUUAACCGAGGACUUUAUAACAUCCCAGCCAUGGCGUAAUUUCCUUCAGCAAGAAAUUCGUCCACGUUGUGCUGCACUCGACCCAGGUGA